Komagataella phaffii GS115 is the source of this 192-nucleotide messenger RNA. RefSeq lists its product as hypothetical. The coding region runs from base 1 to 192 and encodes 63 amino acids. The record is from RefSeq and is a predicted model, not a curated record. Lineage: Eukaryota; Fungi; Ascomycota; Pichiomycetes; Pichiales; Pichiaceae. The transcript has a single exon.
AUGGCAGAAGCUCGCAAGGUCUUUGGCGAGGUACUAGUAGAUAAUGUACUUUACGAAUCGGCAUUCGUUAUUAAAGAACCUGCUGACAAAUUAGGUCUUGACAUUAAGCCUGUUGAUUGCACCAGAGGACAGGUACCGCAUGUCAGGUUCUGCUGGAGACGUGCAGACUGUAACUUAAAUGAUGUAGGCUGA